UUGGCACGAAGGUUUGCUCCAUUCUUUUGAAAUAAGCGAGAAUAUAAAAAUGUUUUGUUCACGGCGUCGAAGCUCCUGCGAGGGUCCUUUGUGCCACUCCACCCCGAGAUCCGAUAAAUACAGACCCCAACUGGAACCCACACCUUCUUCCGCCGCUAAUCUUCCCGUGAGCGUCUACGGGUGGUAUCGAGUGCUGGUGUUCAGCAGCGAUCGCCGGCAGUCGAUCAACCGCGUGUUGAGGCGUCUCCGGAGGAUCCUGUGGCCGCUGAAGCUAGCUCCCCGCUAUAAGCACUCCGGCGGGGAACAUGAUGUGGCCGAGGACUCCGGCGCCCUCUUCACCUUCUACGUCGACAGGUACGACACAGCGAGCGCCUUGUUCCGCCUGCGGAGACUGGAUGACCGCGUGAGGCUGAGGGUCAGCGACCGGGUGCCCCAGGUCCGGAUUAGUCCGUCUUACAGGAGGCGGCUGCGGCGGGUGCUCCUGGCCAGAUACGACCCGAACCAGCGCAGCCUGGACCUCACCCUGUUCCACAACGACGAGGCCUGGCGCGGGGAGUUCUGCGCCCUGGCUCAGCCCCACUGCCUGAGCACCGUGAUCGGGAUUAUGGAGCGCGAGAUGCCGGAGCUGGUGCGUCUGACCCUGGACCGCAAUCACCUGACCCAGCUGUGGUCCUUCACUGGCGUGGAGCGGCGUUUUCCGCGGCUGCAGUGCGUCUCCCUGAGAAACAACGACAUCGGGAGCCUUGGCCUAUUGCGGGUUUUCCAGUUUCUGGCCCUCGUCGAGCUGAACCUCGAGCGGAAUCUGCUGCCAGCUGGCUACGAAAGGGAGGUCCUCAGUACUUGGCCUAGUCUGGAGGUGCUCAAUGAAAUUCAAGUGACGCCCGACCCGAGAACUCUUUAUUUGGCAGAAAGAAUGGCGCAGCUCACAGGUGCUAGUCCAGUUUAUUGCAGAAAGUUUCUGAUGCAGAACAAUGGUGACGACCAGGCGGUUAGGAAUUUCUUUAGAAUGUAUCGCCGCGUGUGUAAUGUAUCCUAA
Molecule: messenger RNA, 1036 nt
Organism: Drosophila rhopaloa
Lineage: Eukaryota; Metazoa; Arthropoda; Insecta; Diptera; Drosophilidae
Gene: nxf4
Product: nuclear RNA export factor 1
Exons: 1
Coding region: 50-1036 (328 amino acids)
Biological process (GO): poly(A)+ mRNA export from nucleus
Cellular component (GO): nucleus
Molecular function (GO): RNA binding
Source: RefSeq, a predicted model, not a curated record